AUGACAUCCGAUAAUCAAGAAGAUGGGAAUGCCAUCGAAGCUCAGGUUCAACUUUUGCAGAACACCAUAGCACAAUGGUGGAACAGGGUCCAAUCAACAGAACUGGAACAGUUAGGUAGUUCUGAUGUCACGAUUCUAGGCAACCGAUUCCCCUUGGAAGAAAUUUACCCAGUCAUAAAUUCAAGAUUAUGGUUCACGUACCGAGCAGGGUUUGAGCCCAUACAAAAAGCGGAAGAUGGGCCUAGUCCGUUGGCGUUUUUGAAGUCCAUGAUCUUCAAUGUGAGGCCGAGUAUGGCUUUGGGAGGCUUAUUCGAUAACCAAAAUUACUCUACUGAUGUAGGGUGGGGCUGUAUGAUCCGAACUUCCCAGUCUUUAUUGGCAAAUGCUCUCCAAAUGUUGAUCCUAGGAAGAGACCACCAAAGUCCCCAAGCAAUCCAAAGUGCUCCGGAAAAAGUUGAAAAAAUAAUUCAGUUAUUUGGGGACGAUUACACCUGUCCCUUUUCAUUGCACAACUUCAUCAAGGUUGCAUCGGCUCUGCCAUUAAAAGUUAAACCCGGUGAAUGGUUUGGCCCAAGUGCUGCAUCUUUGUCUAUCAAAAGGCUUUGCGCCAAAUUCGAAUCAAAUGAGAUACCGAACAUCAAUGUGUCCAUAUGCGAGAGUUGCAACUUGUAUGAUGAGGAGAUCAGGGGGAUUUUUGAGGAGAGCGAAUCUCCUCUUUUGAUAUUGUUCCCUCUUCGACUCGGUAUCGACAAAAUCAACUCUAUCUAUUAUCCCAGUCUCUUGCAAUUGCUCGCUUUAAAACAGUCUGUGGGAAUUGCCGGUGGGAAACCUUCUUCCAGUUACUACUUCUUUGGAUUCCAGGGCUCGAAUCUUCUUUACCUAGAUCCUCACAAUUUACAGGCAGCUUCAUCAGACCCCGGAACAUACCACACAAGCAAGUUCCAAACAUUAUCAAUUUCAAAUCUUGAUCCCCUCAAUGCUUGCUGGAGUGUUAAUCAAAUGACUUACGAUGACUACCUUUGA
Clavispora lusitaniae ATCC 42720 is the source of this 1023-nucleotide messenger RNA. RefSeq names its product cysteine protease. The record is from RefSeq and is a predicted model, not a curated record. Gene Ontology annotation, molecular function: protein-phosphatidylethanolamide deconjugating activity. Lineage: Eukaryota; Fungi; Ascomycota; Pichiomycetes; Serinales; Metschnikowiaceae.